Molecule: messenger RNA, 2191 nt
Organism: Branchiostoma floridae (Florida lancelet)
Lineage: Eukaryota; Metazoa; Chordata; Leptocardii; Amphioxiformes; Branchiostomatidae
Product: plasminogen-like
Exons: 10
Coding region: 1-1635 (544 amino acids)
Molecular function (GO): signaling receptor binding; endopeptidase activity
Source: RefSeq, a predicted model, not a curated record
AUGUCAGCAGACGGAUCACGUGAGAAAGUGCAGUCCGCAAUGACCCACACAUAUGUGCCACACUUCAACAGCUUCUCCUACCGGAAUCACGAUGCAGUUCAGUCAACGACUGAGCGACACAAGGAAACUAUCAAUAAGACCUAUACGAAAGACUGCCAGGUGUAUACUGGAGUAUCAUACAGAGGCACAGUCUCUGUGACCAAGACAGGCAGGACGUGUCAACGCUGGGACAGUCAGACUCCAUGGCAACAUCCCACCACACCUGCUGCAUGUCCGUCAUCCGGACUGGAGCAGAACUACUGCCGGAAUCCGGACGGCGAAUCCGGAGUGUGGUGCUACACCACGGAUCUCUUGAUGAGAUGGGAGUAUUGUGACGUACCGGUUUGUGCAUCCAAAAGACUGGAAACCGUAGAGCGAGGUGGAACCUACUACAAGUUUGUUACCAAAGCCAUGGUGUACAAUGAUGCCAAACAGACCUGUGCGGCAGACGGAGGCCAUCUUGCCGAUGUUAAGACACGGGAGCUGCAGGACUUCCUUGUUGCCAAGAUCCGGGAAGGGGACUGGACUUGGUCUGAUGGGACUCCACUCAGCAGUUGUGGCUUCUCCGACUGGGCACCAGGAGAGCCUAGUGGAGCUCCACAUGUCCAGCUCGCCAUCUUGCCGACCCGGUUGUUUGAAACUUGCAAAUGGGACGACGACUACCUUCAUCCUGAAAUCCUGCGGUUCUCCAUCUGUCAAAUCGACUCAACGCCGGAAGAUGGAUCAUGUGAGAAAGUGCAGCCCACGAUAACCUACACAUUUGUGGGUCGGUCACAAUACAGCAGCAUCUCCUGCCGGACUCACUGCGGUGCUGUUCAGACAACGACUGAGCAACACAAGAAGACCAUUACUAAAACUGUUACAGAAGACUGUCAGUUAUAUGCUGGAGCAUCUUACCGAGGCACAGUCGCUGUGACCAAGACAGGCAGGACGUGUCAACGCUGGGGCAGUCAGACGCCUCAUGAACACUACAACUCACUCGCUUUUCUACCGUUAUCCGGACUGGAGCAGAACUACUGCCGGAAUCCGGACGGCGAACCCGGGGUGUGGUGCUACACCACGGACCCUGGCAAGAGAUGGGAGUAUUGUGACGUACCAGCUUGUGUAACCAAAGAACUGGAAACCAUAGAGCGAAAUGGAACCUACUAUAGACUGGUUACCAAAGCCAUGACGUACGAUGACGCCAAACAGACCUGUGCGGCAGACGGAGGCCAUCUUGCCGAUGUCAAGACACGGGAGCUGCAGGACUUCCUUAUCACAAAGAUUCAGGAAGUUGGCGCAGACGGGUGUUACUGGAUCGGACUUCAUAAAAUCACAGGGAACUGGACCUGGUCUGAUGGAACUCGACUCAGCAGUUGUGACUUCUCCGACUGGGCACCAGGAGAACCCAAGGGAGAUCAAUAUGUCCAACUCGCCAUCACGUCGCACUGGCUGUACCUAGCUGGGAAAUGGGACGACACCGGCCGCCGUAACCACCACUACUCCAUCUGUCAAACCGGUCCUGGUGAAGGCAGUGUUUGUCGACACAGAAAUGGCGGAAAUAUCCCAGUGAAAACUGUACUGGCGGAUCUGACUGCCGUGGAAAUGUCUCCGUGACUAUAAGUGGGAGACCAUGUCUGCAAUGGGAUGUCUACUUUGUACAUCAUCAGCUGUACCGGCCAGAGGAGUAUCCUGACGACUACUGCAAGAGCCCGAAGAGAAAUUAGCGCACCAUUUGGUGCUACACGGCGGAUCCUAUAUCAAACACUCGGCGGGACUGUAACAUCGAACCAUUGGAUUGCAUUUUAACUUUCUUUUGCACCUUUUGGCAGAUUUUGCACUAUAUAAUUAUGUUUUCCUCAUCAUGAGGAAGAGAGUUUGUUUAAAAACGUAACCUCAAAGAGCUUUUGUGUAACAUUAUCCUGUCACAAAUCUCAGUCAUGAGUAAAACUAUAAACUGUUGUAACAUUAUCAAGUAUUAUACAUACACCUUUGUUGUGUAACAUUUAGUAUAAAUCCCUUGGAAUGUAACUGAUUAACUGUUAAGUAAUUAGGUGACUUCCGACAACCAACUGUACCACCAUGAUACGACUCAUGAGCCUUUGUAGAAAAUUUGGCUCAUGAGCCUUUGUAGAAAAUGAUGUUGAAUAUCAAGCGCUCUUAUGUAGAAUGA